AUGGAGCAAAAUCUUCGAAGGAUCGACUACCGCCUGCUUCAAGGCUGCUGCCUCGAAGCCGAGCACGCCGACAUUGUGUCGGUGAGCAUGGAAGGGCUCCGCAUGACUCUUCCUGAAGCAUUUGGGGGCACCAUUACCACUCUCGUCGACGAGAUACGGAAGUCUGGAAUGAUGUUGAGGGAUUUGGCGGAUCGAUCGCAGAUGCAUUUCAACAGGGUGCCAAUUUUGCUCAACUAUCUUGAAAUCCUUCUUCCAUGUUUAUCCCGGACACUGGACGAUAUCAACAAGUUUUACGAAGAUCGGACCGUGAGCAAGGACAUGCGAUGGCGAAAGAUGUACCACAAAAUGACCCAGGAGGCUAAUGGCUUGCCACUGCCUCAGAGGUUCAUGCUCUAUAAUCAGUUUUUGGAUUGCCUUCGAUACCUUCUAAUGAGGUCGCCACUCUUCGAUCUCAAUGCCUUGGAAUCGCUUCGGACUAGAAUAAUUGAGUUGGGACAAUCAAUAAGACUCUCUAUGCCUACAACCCUAAUCGAGCCCCCCCUUCAGCCAGAGACAAUGCUUGGACCAAUGGUCCAAGAUCCGACAUUACACUGGGCAGAACAGAUCUUCUCGCUCCCACUCACGUCCCGAACGGCUUUGAAGCACACCAGACCAUCGGCAGCUUAUGGUCCUUUCCAGGCGUGGGGACAGCUGAACAUCCCCAAGGAGAUCAAGAUGCUCUUCAGGAGACCAUUCGAUGAAGAUCGCCUUGCGUUGAUGACCUACCUAAACCAACUCAACCAAACUCCCUACUUUCUCCUUAGGACGUAUCAUCUCGGAGCCCAAUGGUUCUCGCUACGUGGUACUCACGAACUUGUCAUCAAGCGGGAAGCCAGCUCCUUGCAAUUGGACCGAUGGAGUGUCUCCCAGAGGGCCCCGAAGCUGUGGGCAUCUCUCUAUUUCAAGACCUGGGAGGAGUUAGUCUUAUUCCACUGCACGUUCGUCUCACUCAAGGCUCGGAAUACCCUGACUAUCAAUAUGAACCCAAGGGAGUUCAAGCUGCUUGGAGAAAAGCGACUGUUCCAAGCCCAAAUAUUCGACGAUGGCUUCAAGCAUGCACUCAUUGUCUACCGUGACCUUGCCACCCAAGGUCUUCGUCUCCACGCCUCAGUAUGGGACGGCGAACUCCGCUAUUGUCCAGUUUGGACCGCCUUUGUCACUCACCAGUCCGCCUCCCCAACCUGGCUUCAUCGCAAAUCCGGCCACCGUGUCUGGCUCAAGGAUGUCCAGCUCUACGUCUUUUGCGAACAGUACCAACAGCAGCAUCAGAGGAAAGGCCAGGCCGGCGCCUUUGAGAUCGACUUUGUCUCCGAGAUGGGCGCAAAGCAGUUCAUUGAUGUUUUCCAGCCGCAGUCGGAGCCAUCUGAGGCGUCUACUGACGGCCCGGACGCCAUCGAGGACUCGAAGUAA
Molecule: messenger RNA, 1449 nt
Organism: Colletotrichum orchidophilum
Lineage: Eukaryota; Fungi; Ascomycota; Sordariomycetes; Glomerellales; Glomerellaceae
Exons: 8
Coding region: 1-1449 (482 amino acids)
Source: RefSeq, a predicted model, not a curated record